UUCUCACGCAGCUCAAGCACUGAAAUAAAAUAAGCGUGUUGAAUGGAAAUGAUCAUGAAGCGAUGAAUGGAAAGCUUCCGCUUUAACUUGUCAGAAAGACAGAACCCGUCGUGAGAUGCUUUAUGAGCCGCAGAGCGCCGCCUGCUGGAGAAACAAGAACCUCGCCGAAUCUCACCGAACCUCGCCUAACCUCACCGAAUCUCACCGAACCUCGCCGAACGAGAACUCGCUCAGUCAGCCAUGUAAAGUGCAGGCGACGGGAUCCUGUUCCCAGCGAAGAUUAUUCCUGAUCUUCAUAUUUCAGAUCGCAGGGAAACAUGGUUCAGUCCUGCUCGGCCUACGGAUGCAAAAACAGAUACCACAAAGAUAAAAACAUCUCCUUUCAUAAGUUUCCUCUGGCCCGGCCGGACGUCUGUGGGAAAUGGCUGGCCGCUAUGAAGAGAAGAAACUUCAAGCCCAGCAAGUACAGCAACAUCUGCUCUCAGCACUUCACCAGAGACUGCUUCAAACACGAGUGCAACAACCGUGUGCUGAAGGACCACGCCGUGCCCUCGCUCUUCUCCUCCAGCAGACUGCAGAUGCAGGCAGCGUCUCUGGAGGAGAGCUUCAGCGCAGACUUGGCCUUUCCUCUGAGCCUGCCGCUGUCUGAUGCAGCGGUGUGUCCGUCUGAAGCCGAGCCCGCUCCGCUCCUCCACACCAGCGCCUUCGUCUCCUGCGACCACAACUACACGGUGGAGGACACGCUGCAGCAGAAGAGAUGCAUCGAGCAGCUGCAGGAGCAGAUGGAGAAGCUGCGCAAGAGACUGAAGAUGGUGCAGCAGAAGUGCAGGCGGCAGGAGAGGCAGCUGGAGCGCUUCAGAGCCAUGAGCGAGGUCCAGAGGGACACGGCGCUGGGAGACAGCUACGUUGUCCUGCCCAAAGAGAUCUACGACGUCCUGAAAGGAAUAGAGACCAUCGGAGAGGAUCAUCCGCUUCAGAGCAGAACUAACUCAAUAACUGCGUGAGAGGAUUCAGGUGUGAUCGUUUGCAGCGUUGAAUUCAUCUGAUUCGGUCAGAGUAACUAGCACUUGUGAAAAUAGUCCAUGCGCUUGGAUGCCAGAUGAGCCCCGGUGCACGAGAGACUCGACCGACGCUGGAGCUGAUGCUGACUCUGUGACAAACGCUUCAGUAAAUCAGGUUCUCAUUAUCUGCAGAUUUGUUGAAAUGGCAGCAGAUCAGUGUUUAUUCUGUUAUUAAAUGUUUUUUCUAAUUUAAACCUCUAGAAUUUAUACUGACUAGUUUGUUUUGAUUUGAUGAAUGUACUAAGAUGACCAAACUGGACUUCACUAAACACAUUUUCAGUAGCCUUAGUCACAUAUCAAAGGGCUUUGCGCUGUUCGCUGUUGUUUUUCACCCCUUACUGAUUCAUUUAUUAUUUACAAAACUUUAAUAAUCGUGGAAUCAAUUUAAGCCACAUGGGUAAAAAUAGAUUUUUUUGCUGGGAAAACUUCAUUCAUAGUUGCCUUACGUCACAGUGCAUUGUUCAUGUGUUUGACUGUUUCAAUACAACACUCUCAUUCUUGAGCUGAGCUUGUGCUUGAAUGAGUUUCAGUGUCAUCUAAAUGUCACGCUUUAUUACGGUCUUGUACUGACACACUUAUUGGAAGAUGAUUGUAUAUAUGGUCAAUAGCUGUAUAUAUGGUCCAAGGCACAACCCUUACAAAACUCUAUACCACAAUAAUGAAUGUUUCCUCCAAAAUAUGAAUUACUACACUCGGAUCAUAACAAAUAAAUAUGAUAAAUGAUUCAAA
Molecule: messenger RNA, 1790 nt
Organism: Sinocyclocheilus anshuiensis
Lineage: Eukaryota; Metazoa; Chordata; Actinopteri; Cypriniformes; Cyprinidae
Gene: thap1
Product: THAP domain containing, apoptosis associated protein 1
Exons: 5
Coding region: 318-1004 (228 amino acids)
Biological process (GO): regulation of transcription by RNA polymerase II
Cellular component (GO): nucleus
Molecular function (GO): RNA polymerase II cis-regulatory region sequence-specific DNA binding; DNA-binding transcription factor activity
Source: RefSeq, a predicted model, not a curated record